GUACGUUGUUCAGCGCCAGUGGCCUUGACUUGUCCACAGAUGAUUACCUUGUGUUCCAGAUCGUAUCAGAGGUUUCGUCUGAUAUACCAGAACUGUAGACCCUAUGCAUUUGGUAGGACAGGCUUUUCACGGAAAAAAGCCUCUAUACAAACACCUGUACACAGUAAUGGGCAAUUCUCACCUGCAUCGAAACUGGGAUUGGUUGUUAAAUGUGGAGCUUUUACAGUUAUAUCUACAAAUGCAAUUUUUGUGGGAUCGCUGAUUUUAGGUUUCGAAGCGUGGCGAUCUCGACGUGCAAAAUCAAAGUACAGAGAAAACAAGAGUUUCGUUUCUAGGGUGUGUGAAUAUCUUGAAGGUAUUUUGGGUAGACCUCUGAGAGCCUCUGAUAUGUAUUGGGCUCUCUUGGCAUGUAAUGUUCUGAUAUACCUUGGUCUUAACAGCGCGUUUUCGUCUACCCUUCUUCGUUAUUUCUGUAGCAGUCCAUACGGGCCUACUCCUGUAUUAUCAAUGAUACUAAGUGUGUUUUCGCACCGAAGUUUUUUCCAUUUGGCUAUUAAUAUGUAUGUUCUACACAGUUUUGCACCAUCCAUAAUUUCUCUAAUUGGCGUUGAGGAUUUUUUCAGUCUCUUCAUUGCUGGUGGAAUUUUCUCGAAUUAUGUCAGUCUGAUUAACAAAGUGCUUCAAAAAUCAACAUUUCCAUCCCUUGGUGCAAGUGGAGGAAUAUGUGCUAUAAUCGGUGCAUUUUCUAUGCUCCAGCCAAACGCUAGAUUAUGUAUACCAUUUGUUGUAGAUAUAAUCCCUCAUUCAUUUCAAGCGAGCAAUGCUAUUUGGGUCAUGCUAUGCAUUGAAACACUUGGCAUUUUAUUCUUUACCCGUCGAAGUGCACUGGAUCAUGCGGCACAUGCUGGUGGUUUACUUUUUGGAAUGGUGUAUGGUAUGAAUGGAUCUGAAUUCCUCUGUGAACGACGUCGUGCUGUUUUAUCCUGGUGGAGAAGCAUUCGUGAUUCAAAAUGAAAGUGUCACACUUUGUGGCAUAUUUUUGGAAUCUUUUUUUUCACGAGUACUAUAAAACACUCCUGUAAAUAUUCAAACAUUAUGAUCACAAAUUUUUAACUUAUCAGAAUCUUGUACAGUAAAUACAGUCGCUUGUAAAAUAAAGUAUGUUCAGUUAUUUUGACCGUUACUUUUGUUAUUGUUUAUUUGAGUUCAUUGUGGUUCAGUUCUAUAGGAGAUUGUUCUAUUCAUAAAAGUUAUGGGAAAAACCAACCAUUGAGUUGGGAGAAUACCAACUUCCGUUACGCUAUCAUCUAUCUGUAAUAUCUCUAUUUCAGGUUUAUGUCCAGUCCCC
Messenger RNA from Trichobilharzia regenti, 1348 nucleotides. The record is from the annotation of a GenBank genome assembly. NCBI's taxonomy places the organism in Eukaryota, Metazoa, Platyhelminthes, Trematoda, Strigeidida, Schistosomatidae.